This is a messenger RNA of Vitis vinifera (wine grape), 584 nucleotides long. RefSeq names its product cellulose synthase-like protein G2. Gene Ontology annotation, molecular function: cellulose synthase (UDP-forming) activity; mannan synthase activity. The record is from RefSeq and is a predicted model, not a curated record. Bases 30 to 584 code for a protein of 184 amino acids. Gene Ontology annotation, cellular component: trans-Golgi network; plasma membrane. Lineage: Eukaryota; Viridiplantae; Streptophyta; Magnoliopsida; Vitales; Vitaceae. The transcript has 2 exons. Gene Ontology annotation, biological process: plant-type primary cell wall biogenesis; cellulose biosynthetic process.
UCAACAUCCACAACACACUGAAUCAACUUAUGCGAUGGUCUGUUGGCCUCCUCGAAGUGGCCUUCUACAGAUAUAGUCCCAUCACCUUUGGAGUCAAGUCCAUAAACCCUCUCAUAGGGCUAUGUUAUGCUCACUACGCCUUCUGGCCAAUAUGGUGCAUUCCAAUUACCAUCUAUGCCUUUGUCCCCCAGCUAGCUUUGCUCAAUUGCGCCUCAAUCUUCCCAAAGGCCUCAGACCCUUGGUUUUUAUUGUACAUAUUCCUUUUCCUUGGUGCCUAUGGGCAAAAAUGUCUCGAGUUUAUGUUAGCUGGAGAAACAAUCCAAAGAUGGUGGAACAAUCAAAGGAUGUGGACAAUUAGGGGACUCUCAAGCUUAAUUUUUGGAUUGGUUGAAUACUUACUGAAGUUCAUUGGCAUUUCCACAUUUGGAUUUAAUGUCACAAGCAAGGUAAUUGAAGAAGAACAAAGAAAGCGAUAUAACCAAGGGAUUUUCGAGUUUGGAGUCCCAUCACCCUUGUUCUUGCCCAUGACAACAGUUGCAGUAAUCAACUUGGUCUCAUUCCUAUGGGGCAUAGUACAACUAUGA